Molecule: messenger RNA, 861 nt
Organism: Copidosoma floridanum
Lineage: Eukaryota; Metazoa; Arthropoda; Insecta; Hymenoptera; Encyrtidae
Biological process (GO): regulation of DNA-templated transcription
Molecular function (GO): DNA binding; DNA-binding transcription factor activity, RNA polymerase II-specific
Source: RefSeq, a predicted model, not a curated record
AUGGAGAUUCAGAAUUCAAAACAGCUAGAUGAUAUUGCUGAGGAGCCCAAGCGUCAACAUAAGGAAAUGAAAAACCAAUGUAAAAAGAAAAGAAGCAGGACGGCAUUUACAUCGAUGCAGAUUACUACUCUCGAACAGGUAUUCGAGACAACCAAGUAUUUGAGCCGGUUCAAUCGAUUUCACUUGGCACAAGAGUUAAAACUCACGGAACCUCAGGUGAAAAUAUGGUUUCAAAACCGCAGAAUGAAGUUCAAGAAAGACCACGAAAGUUGCCCUGAUACCCAAAACAUUUCUAAAAAAAGUACAUCGCUGCCAUCUACAGCAGCACUCGGCCAGUUGGGCGCUAUCGGUGUUAACAAAUUGCUCCAAAAUGAGCUGCCAUCGCAGAUACCGCAAGAGCCAUUGCCUCCGUAUCAGCAAACGUUUACUCCCCAUCAACACGUACAACAAUCACUGAUUCCCCGACGGCCAUUGCAUUUUCGUGAAAUGCAGCAGACACCAUCGCUGCAUCCAUACAUCCCGGCAACUCAACAGCUUGGAAUUUUAAAACGAAUGCCGCAUCCUACAAGCUCUGGGUCCUUGGUACAUGUGGCUCGAACCAGUGAUGUCUACUACAAUCCAUCUACUUGUUAUAACGAUGCCAGAUUGAAAGUGAAUGAGCUUGAAUCAGAGAAACUAAGGCAUAUGCAACAGCUCCAGCAAGAAGUGUAUUCACCAGCACAGCUAAUGCAAGAGCCCCAGCAGCGUCAGCAGCUGCCAAUAAAACUAGAUCAUCUACAAGUACAGCAGCUACAACAAUUACAAUGGUAUAACCGCUAUAUGUUGCCAAAAAUUUUCGGUAGUUUCAACUACAGAACGUAA